This is a messenger RNA of Neltuma alba, 1509 nucleotides long. RefSeq names its product protein FAR1-RELATED SEQUENCE 5-like. The transcript has 2 exons. Bases 1 to 1509 code for a protein of 502 amino acids. The record is from RefSeq and is a predicted model, not a curated record. Lineage: Eukaryota; Viridiplantae; Streptophyta; Magnoliopsida; Fabales; Fabaceae.
AUGGAUAUAAAUCUGAUUCCUAGACUUGAUCCUGAAUUUGACAGUAUAGAAGAAUCAUGGGAAUUUUGGAAAGCAUAUGGUAGGAGGACUGGUUUCGGUGUUCGAAAACAAAGUUUUAACAAGUGUAAAAAAGACAAGUCAUCAUAUUCUUCUUAUCUAUAUGUUUGUCGCAAAGAAGGGGUAAAAAAGCCAGACAAACGAGAUGCUCAAACAAGGAAGCCUAGAGAUGAGAUAAGAACAGGUUGCAAAGGAAGAAUGAAAGUGAAAAAUGUAAAUGGAAAAUUCAAAAUAAAUGAAGUUUUCCUAGACCAUAAUCAUCCUCUUCAGCCUCCUGAAGCUAUUCAUUUGUUUGCAUCUUAUCGAGGAUUAACAUCAGCUCAACGUUAUGAAUUAGAAAAUGCUAAAAAAGUUGGGAUUAGUCAAAAAUCAGCAUUCAAUUUGCAAAGUCAAUAUGCAGGAGGUCGAAAUAAUUUGGGAUUUACAAGAGUUGAUGUAAAGAAUUAUCUUAAUUCAAAAAGGCAACAAGCUAUGGGAUACGGUGAAGCUGGAUGUAUAUUUCGGUAUUUUGAGCAACAAUUAGCAGACAAUCCGUCUUUUUUUCAUGCUCACCAAAUGGACUCAAAUGAGCAAGUGACAAAUGUUUUUUGGGCUGAUGCACGCAUGUUGAUCGAUUAUGCUUGCUUUGGAGAAGUCAUUUCACUUGAUACAACUUACUGCACAAACUGUGAAUAUAGACCUCUUGCAAUUUUCUCUGGCUUCAACCAUUACAGAAAAGGGGCCAUUAACUUUUUCACUGACCAAGAUGCUGCUAUGUCACGAGCAUUACAAGAAGUGAUGCCAGAUGUAAAGCAUGCCUUGUGCACAUGGCAUAUUUCAAAUAAUGCAAUGAAGCACCUUCCAAAUUCAAUGGUGAGUGAUUUUAACAGUUGCAUGUAUCAUUGUUGGGAUGAAACUGAGUUUGAAGAAUCUUGGCAAGCAUUGUUGUCCAAACAAGAUAUGGUAGAAAACUCAUGGUUGAUGUCCAUAUAUCAGAUAAAAGAGAAAUGGGUAGCAUGCUAUAUGAAGAAUUCAAGGACACUUGGCAUGAGAAGCACACAAAUUAGCAAAAGUGUCAAUGCAUCUGUCAAAAGCUGCACCCAUGUAAAAUUGGAUAUCAAUGGAUUCUUUGAAAAAUUUGAACAAGUUUUGGAGGAAAAACGUUAUAAUGAAUUGCAGGCAGAUUUUGAGACACUUGACAGGUUGCCAAGGUUGAUAUUACAAAGUUCAAGUAUGCUUCAUCAACUUGCUGAGGUCUAUACUCGACCUAUUUUUGACUUGUUCCAAUACCAAUGUGAUCUACGUGAUGCUACAUGUAUAAAAGAGAGAAAAGAAAGAAAGAUCACCAUGAACGAUGAUAGUGCCACCAUGUUUGAUUAUGUGAUCACCAUGGAUAAUAGUAAAUGGGAGCAUAGUUUGACAUUUGAACCUUCCACAGAGACAAUCACCUGCAGUUGCAAAAAGUUUGAAUGA